UGUGCCACAAAGGCUCUUGAAACAGUUGGCAAGUAGUCGCCACCGGCGGCAAAGAGUCGCAGAUUUUGCCGACAUCCAGCCGAGUACUUGCCACCGCUUUCCCGCCGCCAUUUUCACUCGGCAAACCAGUGUAUUUGCCGGACUUAAUCUGUCUACUUGCCGUCGACGGCCCAUCCCAGGCCAUAGCAAGCUUUAAAUGGUAUUUAAGAUUUUGCUUCUGGCCACAUUCUUGCCAACUACGGCCCGACUCGAAUGAGAUACCAAAAUGCCCCAACUCUUACUUAAAGUAGAGGAAACUUAAAAACCUCCACACCGUCAACAUUCUGUCCAUCAAAUCAGUAUUUUGUCUUUAUUCCAUUAAACGUACUUUGUCAUGAUUAAAUUUGCAGUAGUUAUAUUUCCCGACGAAGAUAACGCCAUUGACGUUAUAUCGUCAUCUUGGAUUCUUCCGCCACUUAUUGCAAAUGGGGGGACCCAAGUGAAGAACUGCAGAUAUCCACCAUCAAAAGUUCGAGGUGCAAAACUAGCCAAACUUGUUUGCAAUCAUCAACCCCCAUCUUCGGAUUGGUUGGUCUGUUCUUGUCGAGUUUUGAAAGAGUAUGGUAAGCAGUUUGUUGCAAAAAAGUAUAUGGCAAAACUAAUUAUUUGCUGUUAUCUAUGUUAUUUUCUAGACAAUUAUUUGACCGCCCGUGAAGCAUCAAUUAGGGCGGAAGAAACUUCCAACUUGGAGCCAUCUUCCGUUGAGGAGGCAGAUUCUAGGCGAAUCCGAAAACGCAUACAAAACAAAGUAAAGCCGCCACCGUGUAAUUCCAAUAGCAACAAGCUUCAAAAAAUAAUUGCUGUAGCCGAAGAUUCUAGCGACGAAUCCAACACGUUGGAGGACGACAACCCGACAACUUUUUGCCUUGGAUUAGUUAGAGAAACAGCCGAUUUGGAAAGGGGCGGUUAUGAAGGUGCAGCUAAUGACAACACAUUAUUUGCACCACCUCAUGGACAAAUAGAAAUAUACCCAGGAGGAGGAGAUCAAAACACUUCCGCAACCCACCAGGCAGAGGAUGUCGAGUUUAAAAAUCAGUUCGUACAGUUUCUAGAGGAAAAUAGAAAAUUUCAAGAUGCGGUGAUUUCCAAGCUAGAAAUAAUUUCUAGUAAGUUGAAGCACAUUAAUCUUGGGACGACGUGUGCAAAAAAUAUUAAAUUGACUGGAGCCCCGCUACUGCCUUUAACCAGCAAGGAUGGUUUAGCUUCCCUCAUAACCUGGCUUGGUAUUGAUAAAAAUAGUGACCUAAUGAUCGAUUAUCUAAGUCUACACGGAGGAGAAAAUGUUUCUGCAGUAACCGGAAGCAUUCUUUCUGAAAUAUUUACGAACCAGUUCGCAACAGUAGUUAGCUUUACUGGACAAGGACAAAAAGCGGUUUGUGGCAUAAAGGACUCAAUAUUACCUAAAUUAAUCACAAAGUCGGUGCGGUCAAAUAAAGGCUUUAGCCAAGCAACAGAUUUCGAGGUGAAGCAGGCAAUAAUAAACUGGUUGAAGAACGCUGGUGACAGAGGUGGGGGUCGAGCAGCUCGUCGUCAACGUCAUUUGACAGGAUGAAUACAGUCACCCCGAGAACGGAAUUACGCCGCAGAAGAAAAGCAACAUCACGUAUAUUGCAAUUUAUUAGAAGUAAGACGAUAGGAAAUACUGUGCCGACAUUAUUAUUUAGUGAAGAAAUUGUAGAGCCACCAGUGAAUGUUCAAAUAGUUGAAACUGAAAUAAGUAGCGCUGAACCCUCAGAUUUUGUAUUAGACAACAGUCAAGUAAAUGUUGAGUCAGAUAUCAAUUUUCCUUUACUUUUGCCAGAUAGUCUUCGUCUGUGGGCUACAGCACAUAAUGUUACACAUAUGUGUCUCCGAGAACUGAUAACCAUUAUAAAUCCACAUAUUAACAAUAUUCUUCCUCUCGAUCCUAGAACAUUAAUGAAAACGCCACGACAGAUAGUUAUAGAAAAGCUAGGUGGAGGUGAACUAGUUUAUUUCGGUAUAAAAAAAGGUGUGGAAAGACGGCUAAAACUAAAAUUAUCGGAUUGCAAUUUUCCAAUUAUUAAAAAAUGGCAGCAUGAGUCUAUUUCGAAAAUUAUUUCAAUAUCAGUUGGUAUUGACGGGGUACCGAUUUCUCAAAGUAAUACUAAGUCGUUUUGGCCAAUUCUUGGUAUGCUGGACCAAGCUGUAGAUUCAAGUCCAUUUAUUAUUGGAUUAUUUUGCGGCAUGUCAAAGCCAAAAGAUACUUUAUUUCUUAAACAAUUUGUUGACGAAGCAUUAGAAUUAGAAAGGACUGGUAUUUUAUUUAAAGACUUACAAUUUGCAUUUAAAAUAUCUUGUAUAAUAGCUGAUGCACCAGCUAGAAGUUUUAUAAAAGGGUGCAAACAGCAUAAUAGCUACAACUCGUGUGAAAGAUGCGAACAGGAAGGUGAAUGGCUUGGAAGAGUAAUUUUAAGAGAGACAGUAUGUCCACAGAGAACGGAUGAUAAAUUUAUUAAAAAAACGGAUGCAGAUCAUCACACAUACGACAGUGAAUUGCUGAGAUUAAAUUUAGGCCUGGUGUCACAAAUAGUACUUGACCAUAUGCAUUUAGUUUUUCUAGGAGUAACUAAAAAAUUAUUGAACAUUUGGGUGAAAGGUAAAUUGCCGCACCGACUUAGUUCACAACAAGUUUUAAUUUUAUCUAGAAAUUUAAUUCGACUUAGACCUUUUGUAUCCCGUGAUUUUCAACGCAAACCUCGUGGGCUCGACGAACUAAAUCAUUUCAAGGCCACUGAAUUUAGACUUUUUUUGCUGUACUCUGGAAUAGCAGUAUUAGGCGAGACACUUCCACUAAAUAAGUUUAAAAAUUUUCUAAAAUUACAAGCAGCGAUGUCAAUAUUAUUAUCUCCUAAUGCAAGUAUAAAAUCGUGGAAUGAUGUAGCCAGGUCGUUGCUCAUACAAUUCGUAAAAGAAGUUGAAUUAAUUUACGGUCCAGAAUUUAUGAUAUAUAAUGUGCAUUCAAUUAUACACAUUUGUGAUGAUGCAUUGAAUUUUGGUAAUUUGUCCAGGGUCAGCGCAUUUCCUUUCGAAAGCUAUAUGCAGAAACUAAAAAGCAUGCUGCAUGCUAAAAAUUAUCACCUGAAUCAAGUAGCGAAACGCUUACAAGAAAUUGAGGCAAUUGAUUUUGCGACAAAAAUUAUGAAAUCUAGUACGCAACAGUUUUCUAAUAGUAAAUAUGAUAAUUGUUUCUACUUAGGAGAUGGUACUUAUGUAAUAUUAAAAUAUAUUAACCUAUCCAUAAAAUAUUCAGAGUUUUACGAGGUUAUAAAACUUGAUAAAUUUCCGGAAUAUCCAUUCAAUAGCUUAACCGUAAAUAUAUUUCUAGCUAAAAUUACGACUAAUGUGAGGAUUGUUAAUUACAGUGAAGUUAUGUAUAAAUGUUUACUUUUACCUUAUAAAAAUAUGUACUUGUGUUUACCACUUCUUCAUACUUUAAAAUAAAUAACAAAUGAAAAAGUAAAUAAUAUGUGCAAUUACUGGUGGCAUUUGGAUGGGUAUAAGCAUUUCCGCAGGUCUGAGCCAUGGUCUUGCCACCGGUGGCAAGCCGGUAUCAAGUUGGCGUGCCAACUGGAAUACGAAGUUGGCCCGUACGCGAUCGCCACCGCCAAGCCACCUAUGGCCAUUCGGACAUUUCCUGCAGUUUGCCGACCCAUUUUGGCCGCAGCUGCGCCUACUGCGGCCCUGCUAGUUUGGC
Molecule: messenger RNA, 3754 nt
Organism: Folsomia candida
Lineage: Eukaryota; Metazoa; Arthropoda; Collembola; Entomobryomorpha; Isotomidae
Exons: 5
Coding region: 374-1591 (405 amino acids)
Source: RefSeq, a predicted model, not a curated record